This is a messenger RNA of Siniperca chuatsi (mandarin fish), 3830 nucleotides long. It is a transcript of the gene xk, whose product is annotated as X-linked Kx blood group (McLeod syndrome). Bases 1172 to 2614 code for a protein of 480 amino acids. Gene Ontology annotation, cellular component: membrane. The transcript has 3 exons. The record is from RefSeq and is a predicted model, not a curated record. NCBI's taxonomy places the organism in Eukaryota, Metazoa, Chordata, Actinopteri, Centrarchiformes, Sinipercidae.
GAUUUCCUUUACAAUCUGACAUAGAGAAAGAAGAAAUACCGUCUCACCAAUACUCACAUACAGCACAUGUGAAACAGUCAUCUUGGGUAAAGAAAAAAACAAAUAUAUAGUAUGUCCAUCAGAGUUUAUGGGUUUAAGAAAAGAAAGAAAUAAGAAAGAGAAAAUGAAAGGAAAAGUUAUCUGUACUGAAACCUGAAUAAGUCACAGGUAACCAAUACAUCCAUUGUUCUAUUUUAAUUAAUGAAAAAAAGUACUUAGUUUACAAAAGAAUAGAACUUUAUUGUCCACCAGAGUGGGAAAUUGUCUUUAUCUGACUAAAACAUAAAAGCAGCACAAAACAUGCAACAUAUAACAAAGUACAAUAGUAAAACAAAAACCCACCUUAUUAAAUAAUACAUAUUAACUAUUACAUAAAAACAUGACAAAAGUAAUAAAGGUCAAAGGGCAUAAUUAUCUUAUUUAAAUCUCUUUAAAUAAUUCCUGAGACAAAUUGUAUGUACAUAUUACAUACUAAUAAUAAGCUCACCAGACUCAAGUCAUUUCUAAACUCAAUAAGGAAUAGUGAUUACCAAAUAAAAUCAGUGAAUUAACAGUAACUUGAAUUUUCUGGUGCUUAUUCUCAUUUUAACCUCCUUUUUUCCUUUCUGUCUCCUGUUUUAUGUUCCAUUGAUAUUAAAUGGUUCAUAUGAGUGGUGCGGAUGUAAGCUGUUGUUAAUGUUUGUAUAAGUAGGCUAAGUGAAUAUGUGAGAAAGGUUUGCUUUCUGAAAUCUAUCCUAAAUAAAAAAAUAUAUUAUUUUGAAUAAUAUAAAAUAACGCUCCUGUUCCUAACUUAAUUACAGGAUUUGUUUGAUGAGUAAAAUAAUCCCCCAGCAUACUGUCUGAGCAGCCAUCUCUGCAGGGCGUUUCUUCUCACUGACCGGCGCUUCACGCGAGCGCACAGCGCGCGCCGGACAGCGCAGCGCCUCUUGCGCCCCCCGCAGACUCUCUCCGGAACAACACUUGGCUGUGAAAACAUCUUGCCUGCCUCAAAAUCGCAGAAGAGUUGCGGCGGCGUGAGCCUGCAACGGCGGGUGAGUGACUGACGGACCGCUCGGUGGUAACGUUAUGGAUGUGCGGACCCCGAGCGAAGCAGCGUGUUUCCCGCAUUCCCCAAAUGGCGGAGUGAGCGAGGAUGCGACUCCCCAGUUCCAUCUUUGUGUCGGUAUCUCUGUUCACGGCCGAGACCACGGCAGCGCUCUACCUCAGCUCCACGUACCGCUCAGCUGGAGACCAAAUCUGGCAGGGGCUCACGCUCCUCUUCACGCUCGUGCCGUCCGUGCUCGUGCAGCUGACCCUCACCUUCAUCCACCGGGACCUGAGCAGAGACAGACCGCUCAUCCUGCUGCUGCACAUCCUGCAGCUCGGACCCGUCGUCAGGUGUCUGGAGGCGUUCUGCAUCUAUGGCAGUGUGGGCCGUGUGGAGGAGCCUUAUGUCAGCAUCACCAGGAAGAAGCAGAUGCCUCGCGGGGGUCAGUCUGAGGAGGUGGAGCGGCAGGUGGGGCAGGCGGAGGGGAAACUGUUUACGCACCGAGCAGCCUUCGCCCGCACCUCUGUCAUUCAGGCCUUCCUGGGAUCUGCGCCCCAGCUCACCCUGCAGCUCUACAUCUGCGUGCUGCAGCAGGGGGUGUCCAUCGGAAGAGGCACACUGAUGGUGAUCUCCCUCCUGUCUAUUGUGUAUGGAGCGCUGCGCUGCAACAUCCUGGCCAUUAAGAUCAAAUACGAUGACUAUGAAGUGGACGUCCGGCCCAUGGCUUAUCUGUGCAUCUUCCUGUGGAGAAGCUUUGAGAUCGCCACUCGUGUGGUGGUUCUGGUUCUGUUCAGCUCUGUGCUGCAGCUCUGGGUCCUGCCUGUGGUUUUGCUUAACUUCCUCAUUUUCUUCCUCUACCCCUGGAUCCUGUUCUGGCAGAGUCACUCGCCGUUCCCUGAGAAUAUAGAAAAAACUCUGACCAGGGUGGGAACCACUAUUGUGCUUUGCCUGCUCACCUUCCUCUACGCCGGCAUCAACAUGUUUUGCUGGUCAGCCGUGCAGGUGAAACUCAAUGACCCGGACCUCAUCAAUAAGUCCCAGAACUGGUAUCGCAUGGCCGUGUACUACAUGCUGCGUUUUGUGGAGAACGCCUCGCUGCUUCUGCUGUGGUACAUCUAUAAAACAGACUUCUACAACUUCAUCUGUGCCCCACUGCUGGUGCUGCAGCUGCUGGUCGCCUACGCCAUCGCCAUCUUCUUCAUGCUGGUCUUCUACCAGUUCUGCCAUCCGUGUCGGAGGCUGUUCUCCUCCAGCAUGACCCAGGGCAUUUGGAACUGCUCCUCUCUUCUCUGCCUCAUGUGCAACUCUGCUUCGCCACCGAACAGGCCGAUGGGGAAGUCUGUCCUGGAGCCCCCGAGCCCGACCACACACAAAGAGCCAGCAAAUGACAGAGCCCACGACACAGCCAGCGACACCACAGACGACAUGCCUAACGACACAACGUAUGACAUGCUCGAUGACACAAUCUAUGACACAAAUGAAAUGGGCAAUAAUCUAGGUGGUGGAGUCAACGGUGACAUUAGCCACAGUGUAUCCUGCAAUGCUUAAAACAUCACCAUUAUUUGACGUGCCAUUUGGAGGAACGACUGACAAUUAUCAUACCCUCUGUAACCUUUUAAGUGCCACAUGAAUCCCUCUGUGUGAGUUGAGUUUACACUUUAAAUCUCAUUUUUCAUGCAUCCAUCUCAACUCCGUUUUCUACCACUGUCUAUUACUCCUAGAUGAAGCAAAUGUGUCCUUAAUUUUAGAUCUAUUCUGGCUGCAAACAUGCAUAGUGUUUCACUUGUGUUGUGUAGAAACAUUGCAGAGGUGGUGCUCAACUGUGUCAUCAGCCAACAUCCUAACCUUUCAUCCUGCAGCCUUUAAUACAAAUAAAAACCCAUGGACACCAACAUUACUUCUUUAGUUUUGGAGACUGUCCACUUAUAUGCUGCAUUACUGAUCACAAGGAGCCAUGCAUUUAAAUUGAUUGUAUUUAGUAUAUCUUUGGCAUGGAUGUGUGCAUGUGCGGAGCCUCAGAUGAGGUGUAACAGUAAUUCGGGGGGGUACAGGGUUUUUUCUGAAACCCCUCAUAGUUUUACGGCUGCAAGCGAUCAGCUUUUUUACUUCUUGAUAAGAGCUUUAUCAUUAAUACGCGCUGCUUCUGUGACGUAUUUGUGCUUGACGAGACGUGAAUCUCCACACAUGUUAAAGAGGCUGUUCGAUCACCAAACACGUCACUGUAAAGCACGGACAUCUCCGAGCGUAAUGUUUUUGCACGUUUACAUAAAGGAUUUUAAGUGGCUUUAGUUGAGCAGCAGCAGCUGUAGUGAUGUGAAAUGCUUUUUGUUUGGAUGUAUUUGCAUUUUUCUAACUCAUGCUUGUUACAUCUGUCAGCUAUGCAUCUGUAUGUCUCAUUAGUUAGAAUAUUUACACCCAAGUGUGCACACAUAAAUUGAUUAUAUAUAAUUGAAAAAUGUUUGGAAUUGUAACAAGUAUUUUUGCUUAUUUUCAACCUUUGAUGUAUAAUUGUGUGUGUGAGAGAAUGUCAGUGUUGUUUGUUUUUGCACUAACUCCUUUUUGCAAUGUAUCUGCAGAGGGAUGACAGCCUCGAGUAUGCGCCUAAUGUUUGUAGAAAUAAGACAAGAAACCUUUGAAGCCAAAAAUAUAUAUAUAUAUGAAAAACUUAUUGUACACACCGAACAUUCUCAUACAGAGCAAGAUAAAAAGGAAUUUAAAAGAUAAAACCCUAAAAUCUUAAUAAAUUUAUAUUUAUAUGUGAAAA